ACCGAAAUGCUUGAUAUGGUUCAUUUGUCCCCAAAACAGAUCGGAACCCGCCGAGGCGAGCCCCUUCUUCCGCCGGAUUCGACUCCAAUCUCCAUAGUUUCUGGUUUGACCUUUAGUGUAGGGGAGACAUAAUUCUGUUAGAAAGUUUAACCUGAGUCGAUUUAUCGGUUGACAGACAGAGAAACACAAUCUACACUUAGUGUUUAGUUGGAAGGAGCAAUGCCAUCACAGAAGAUUGAGACGGGUCAUCAAGACACCGUUCAUGAUGUGGUCAUGGAUUACUACGGCAAGCGUCUCGCUACGGCGUCUUCUGAUACUACCAUCAAGAUCAUUGGUGUGAGCACCUCAGCAUCACAGCAUCUUGCCACUCUGAGUGGUCAUCAAGGCCCUGUGUGGCAGGUUGCAUGGGCUCACCCCAAGUUCGGCUCCAUCCUUGCUUCUUGUUCCUAUGAUGGGCGAGUAAUAAUUUGGAAAGAGGGCAACCAGAAUGAGUGGACUCAAGCCCAUGUCUUUGAUGAUCACAAAGCCUCCGUCAAUUCCAUUGCAUGGGCUCCUCAUGAACUUGGUCUCUGUUUGGCCUGUGGAUCAUCUGAUGGAAACAUAUCGGUCUUCACUGCCAGGGCUGAUGGUGGUUGGGACACUACAAGGAUUGACCAAGCUCAUCUCGUUGGUGUCACUUCAGUUUCAUGGGCUCCAUCAACAGCUCCUGGAGGUCUUGUUGGACCUGGCAUUCUCGAGCCUGUUCAGAAGCUUGUCUCCGGUGGCUGUGAUAAUACUGUGAAGAUUUGGAAGCUGCAGAACGGAAGUUGGAAGAUGGAUUGCUUCCCUGCCCUUCAGAUGCACACUGAUUGGGUGCGGGAUGUGGCUUGGGCACCCAACUUGGGGCUUCCGAAGUCUACCAUUGCCAGUGCUUCACAGGAUGGGACUGUAGUCAUAUGGACUGUGGCGAGAGAAGGGGAAAAAUGGGAGGGUAAGGUUUUGAAAGAUUUUAAGACCCCAGUUUGGAGAGUCUCCUGGUCAUUGACUGGAAACAUAUUGGCCGUGUCUGAUGGGAAUAACAAUGUAACAUUGUGGAAAGAGGCAGUUGAUGGAGAAUGGCAACAGGUGACAACAGUUGAACCAUAGAAUUCAGCUUUUUCAGUUUUUCUCUUGCAUUACUAUACCAUGCUUUAGGUUUCCUCUUCCACUCUGUUGGCAAGAGCUUUCUCCUUUUUUCUUUUUUCCGUUUUCUUUCAUUCUCACUUUCUUGAGUGUAGUGAGCCAAAUACUUCUAUGUAAUUGUGUUGUUUUUAUAGUUGCUUCUACCUACUUUAGGAGUGAAAGAAAUGACGGUUGAGGUCACAAACCCUUUUUAUUGGAUUUGUGAAAUCGUCUUCCUGAUGUGUGUGGCUAUACUAGUUCUUCGUUUCAUCUCUUCAACUUGGUUGUGCAUGCUUUUA
Molecule: messenger RNA, 1439 nt
Organism: Nelumbo nucifera (sacred lotus)
Lineage: Eukaryota; Viridiplantae; Streptophyta; Magnoliopsida; Proteales; Nelumbonaceae
Source: RefSeq, a predicted model, not a curated record